Salarias fasciatus (jewelled blenny) is the source of this 761-nucleotide messenger RNA. Its product is annotated as lysozyme C-like. Lineage: Eukaryota; Metazoa; Chordata; Actinopteri; Blenniiformes; Blenniidae. Bases 90 to 527 code for a protein of 145 amino acids. The record is from RefSeq and is a predicted model, not a curated record. Gene Ontology annotation, molecular function: lysozyme activity. The transcript has 4 exons.
AGCUGAGGAGGAGACAUUCGUCCUGCAGCUUUACACUGUUCAUCACAGGUUUUCUUUACUCCAAUUUCUUUAGAGAAAGCUCUGCAGAGAUGGUCAUGAGGAGUCUGGUGUUUCUGCUGCUGCUGGCUGUGAGCAGCGCCAAAGUGUUUGAGCGCUGCGAAUGGGCCCGAGUGUUGAAGAGUCAUGGGAUGGACGGAUACCGAGGCGUCAGCCUGGCUGACUGGGUUUGCCUGUCUCAGUGGGAGUCCAGCUAUAACACCAACAUCGUCCACCCCAACCACGAUGGCUCCACAGACUAUGGCAUCUUCCAGAUCAACAGCCGCUAUUGGUGCCUGGAGCAAGGCUCAACUUCUCACAAUGGCUGCAACAUCUUCUGCACUGAGCUUCUGAGUGACAAUGUUGACGUGGCGAUCACCUGUGCCAAGCGUGUGGUGAGGGAUCCUAAUGGCAUCAGUGCCUGGGUGGGCUGGAAAAAUAACUGCAAGAACCGCGAUCUGAGCUCCUAUCUGGCCGGCUGUGGUCUGUGAUGAGCUCCUGGAGUCCCAGCAUCCUCUGCUGCAGUUCAACAACUUCUUAGUGCUUCUUUCUUAUAUGAUCUGACAAAUGUUUAACAGAGUGAUGUCCUGCAGUUAAUGAAGAUCAUUUUAAAAGUAGUGUCAAAUUAAGUCCUGUUAAUAAUUUGCAAAUUUUACACCAAUGUCCUUCCUUUCUUGAAAAACAAAAAGUCAGUUUCUGCUGAAUCAAAUAAAUAGUCAACCAAU